Molecule: messenger RNA, 4411 nt
Organism: Danio aesculapii
Lineage: Eukaryota; Metazoa; Chordata; Actinopteri; Cypriniformes; Danionidae
Product: NACHT, LRR and PYD domains-containing protein 3
Exons: 16
Coding region: 227-3577 (1116 amino acids)
Molecular function (GO): protein binding
Source: RefSeq, a predicted model, not a curated record
CUCCGCUCAGCUGUCAUACGUCGUUAUUUUAAUUUAUGACGAUGAGAAAUGAGACAUUAUAAGUGAAAAGGUGCACUUUACUUUUGACACAUACAGACAUCAUCACCAAAUAUCAGAGAGCUUUCAUGAUGAAUCUCUCUGAAAAACAGGACACAAAAACAUACAAGAGAUUCAACGCUUUUAAUCAGACUUCAAAGCAGUUGUGUAUUUGAGAAAAAAACAACCAAUGGAUUUGUCAGAUCUCCACAGAGAAGAGGACUCUUGCUUUGAGCCCAGCUGUGUGUCCAUGAAGAGUGACCAGUCGAUGGAUCCUCCAGUUCAGUUCAGUUCAGGAGUCCCUUCUGCUGAUAUCAGUGUGUUUGAGAAUGACUCUGCUGAACCCAGCUGUGUGUCCAUGAAGAGCGACCAGUCGAUGGAUCCUCCAAUCCAGUUCAGUUCAGGAGUCCCUUCUGCUGAUAUCAGUGUGUUUGAGAAUGACUCUCCUGAACCCAGCUGUGUGUCCAUGAAGAGCGAGCAGUCAAUGGAUCCUCCAAUCCAGUUCAGUUCAGGAGUCCCUUCUGCUGAUAUCAGUGUGUUUGAGAAUGACUCUCCUGGGCCCAGCUGUGUGUCCAUGAAGAGCGACCAGUCGAUGGAUCCUCCAAUCCAGUUCAGUUCAGGAGUCCCUUCUGCUGAUAUCAGUCAGAAACAGGAAAGAUCAAAAUCACACGUAAUGAAACAGAACCUGGACUCCAUUUUCAAGGAGCUCGAGCACAAAAUUAUUUAUGUAAUGAAGAAUGAGUUAAAAGGUUUCAAGAAACUACUGAGUCCAGAUUGCGCAGAAUGCUCUGAAAGAGACCAUCCUGAGGAUGUGGGUCAUAGUAGAGUCAGAGAGGAACUUCUGAAGGUCACAGUGCACUUCUUGAGGAAGAUGAAGCAGACAGACCUCGCUAAGAUGCUACAAACCAAAAUGAUGCCUGUUCAUCAGAAAAAACUCAAAUCUAGACUAAAGGAAAAAUAUCAUAAAAUCAGUGAAGGACUGUCCAGUUAUGGAGGCGCGACGUGUUUGAAUGAGAUCUACACAGAGCUCUACAUCACAGAGGGAGGAAGUGGAGAGGUCAAUAAUGAGCAUGAGGUGAGACAGAUUGAGGCCAGAAGGCAAGAGACACAUGAAACACCAAUCAACUGUAAUGACAUACUUACACCCUCACCUGGACAAAACCAAUCCAUCAGGACAGUGCUGACUAAAGGAGUUGCUGGAAUUGGGAAAACCGUCUCUGUGCAGAAGUUCAUUCUGGACUGGGCUGAAGGAAAAGCAAAUCAGGAUGUUCAUUUUCUUUUCCCACUUCCUUUCAGGGAGCUAAACUUGAUACAGAAGCAUCUCAGUCUUGUGGGUCUUCUAAACCAACUUCACGCAGAAACAAGAGAAAUGAAAUCAGCUGAUUAUGAUGACUACAGACUAAUGUUCAUAUUUGAUGGUCUUGAUGAGUGUCGGCUUCCUCUGAAUUUCCACAACAAUCCCAGCUUGUCUGAUGUAACAGAAUCAGCCUCAGUGGACGUCCUGCUGACCAACCUCAUCAAGGGGAAUCUACUUCCUUCGGCUCUCCUCUGGGUCACCUCUCGACCAGCAGCAGCCAAUCAGAUCCCCCCUGGAUUGGUUGACCGUGUUACAGAGGUACGAGGUUUUGACGACCCUCAGAAGAAGGAAUAUUUCAGGAAGAGGAUAAAUGAUGAGAGUCUGGCUGAUAGAGUCAUCUCACACAUCCAGUCAUCAAGAAGUCUGUUCAUCAUGUGCCACUUACCAGUCUUCUGCUGGAUUUCAGCCACUGUUCUCCAAAGGAUGAUGGAUAAAGUAGAGAUCGCAAAGAUUCCCAAGACUCUCACACAAAUGUUCACACACUUCCUGAUCUUUCAGACUAAACUGAAAACAGAGAAGUAUGAUGGGAACUGUGAAACUGAUCCUCACCAGGCUAGAAAGACUAUUCUGUCCCUAGGAAAACUGGCGUUUGAACAGAUGGAAAAAGGGAACCUGAUCUUCUAUGAGGAGGACCUGAAAGAGAGCGGUAUUGACAUCAGAGAGGUGUCAGUGUACUCAGGAGUUUGCACCCAGAUCUUCAGAGAGGAGUUUGGACUGCAGUUGGCGAAGGUCUACAGCUUUGUUCAUCUGAGUGUUCAAGAGUUUCUUGCUGCUUUAUUCAAACUUCUAUCCACUUCUGAGCAAAACACAGGUCUGUGGAACGUGUUUAGGUCACCAAUGACCAGUUUAUUGAAAGCGGAAGUGGACAAGGCCUUACAGAGUGACAAUGGCCACUGGGAUCUUUUCCUCCGUUUCCUUUUAGGUCUCUCACUUGAGUCUAAUCAGACUCUCUUACGAGGAAUCAUUAGAAAAAGAGCAAGCAGCUCUCAGAGCAGUUGUGAACUAGCUGAGUACAUUAAACAGAAGAUCAGGGAGAAUCCCGCUUCAGAGAAAUCCAUCAACCUGUUCCACUGUCUGAAUGAACUAAAUGAUCAUUCACUAGAGCAUGAAGUCCAACAAUACCUGAGCAGAACAGAUGCCAGCGGUCUCUCUGGAGUUCAUCUGUCUCCUGCUCAGUGGUCAGCUCUGGUAUUUGUGCUGUUGAACUCAGUAGAAGAGCUGGAGGAGUUUACACUGAGUAAAUACCACCCAUCAGAGGAAUGUCUUUUGGGGCUUCUUCCAGUGGUCAAAGCAUCUAGAAAGGCUGAUCUUUCCAACUGUGGCAUCACAGAAAAGGGAUGUGCAGGUCUUAAAUCCGCUCUGAAAUCAAACUCCUCACACCUGAGAGAACUGAACCUGAACUAUAAUUAUCCAGCAGAUUCAGGAGUGAAGCUGCUCUCGGCUCUACUGGAGGAUCCACACUGCAAACUGGAGAAACUACAUCUUUCCAGCUGUGGUAUUUCAAAAAAAGGCUGUGCCGCUCUUGCUUCAGCCCUGGGAUCAAACACCUCACACAUAAGAGAACUGAAUCUGAACUAUAAUAAACCAGGACAUUCAGGAGUGAAGCUGCUCUCGGCUCUACUGGAGGAUCCACACUGCAAACUGGAGAAACUACAGCUGAGUUACUGCAGUAUUCAAGAGAGAGACUGUGCUGCUCUGACUUCAGCUCUGAGAUCAAACCCUUCACACAUCAGAGAACUGAAUCUGAGCGAGAACUAUUUAACAGACUCGGGAGUGAAAGUACUUUCUGCUCUACUGGAGGAUCCACACUGCAAACUGGAGAAACUGAGGCUUAUCAACUGUGGGUUUGCAGAGGAAGGCUGUGCUUCUUUGACUUCAGCUCUGAGAUCAAACCCCUCACACCUGAAAGAACUGAAUCUGAGCAAUAAUAACACAGGGGAUUCAGGAGUGAAGCUGCUCUCUAAUCUACUGGAGGAUCCACAUUGUAAACUGGAGAAACUAUGGUUGAAUUGCUGCAGCAUUGGUGAGCAAGGCUGUGUUGCCCUUGCUUCAGCUCUGAGAUCAAACCCCUCAAAUAUGAGAGAACUAAGCCUGAAGAAUAACAAUCCAGGAGAUUUAGGAGUGAAGCUGCUCUCAGCUCUACUGGAGGAUCCACAGUGUAAACUGGAGAAACUACAUAUUUAAUACCAGUCGCACAGUCAAGAUAAACUACUCCGGCUGCAAGCAAGACAGUGACCAAGACAGCAAGUCUUUGUGAUAACUAAGAGCUGCGGUAUCCAGAGUAAUGUCAGCAAACCACCAAGAAGAACCACAUCCAACAGGAGGAAAUGUGGACGCCAGAGGAAGCUGUCUGAAAGGGAUGACCGGCUGCUUACCAAAAAAAACAUCACUGCAGAAUUAAAAGUGCAGCUUGACACUCCGGUUUCUACCAAAACUGUUGGUCUGGAGCUCCACAGGGUCAAAAUACAUGGCCGGCUGCUAUAGACAAAAAUUUGGUCACUCAUGCAAAUGACAAACAUUGGUUUUAAUGGUGUCAACAGUGAAAAUCUUGGGCUGUGGACAAUGUGAAACAUGUAUUGUUCUUUGAUGAAUCCACCAUCACUGUCUUUCCCAUAUGCAGGAGAGUUACGGUGUGGAGAAGCCCCAAAGACAUUCCACCCAGACUGUUAAUGCCCAGAGUGAAACAUGGGGGUGGAUCAGUGAUAGUUUGGGCUCAAUAUCAUGGCAUUCCAGAGGCCCAAUAAUUGUGCUAGAUCGGCGCUGGGUCACUGCCAAGGACUACCCAACCAUUCCGCGCCCAAUGCUUCAAACGUUGUAUUGUGUAUCAGGAUGAUAAUGCACUAAAUACCUACAAUAAGACUGGUGAUGGUGUUUUGAUGAUCAUGAAAGUGAAGUUGAACAUCUUCCAUGGCCUGCACAGUCACUAGAUCUAAAUAUUAUUGAGCCACUUUGAGGUGUUUUGGAGGAGCGAGUCAGGAAAGGUUUUCCUCCACCAGCAUCACCUGAACACUAUUAAAA